Molecule: messenger RNA, 3612 nt
Organism: Rhodofomes roseus
Lineage: Eukaryota; Fungi; Basidiomycota; Agaricomycetes; Polyporales; Fomitopsidaceae
Exons: 2
Coding region: 231-3506 (1091 amino acids)
Biological process (GO): negative regulation of transcription by RNA polymerase II
Cellular component (GO): nucleus
Molecular function (GO): zinc ion binding; RNA polymerase II transcription regulatory region sequence-specific DNA binding; DNA-binding transcription factor activity, RNA polymerase II-specific
Source: RefSeq, a predicted model, not a curated record
CUCCACUCUCCUCCAUCUCCAACCAACUGCACCCGCCUUUGCUGGCCGCAUACUGCAUAGAUAUCUCAGGCUGUCAACUCCGAGUCAGUGUUCACGGCCCUUCGACUCAGGCGUGUAGGGCGGGUAGGAGCGGUGCCGUUCCCCACGAUCUGACUCAGCACGCCCUCGGCUUGAAUAAAUUGGACGAAGAGUCGCGGAAAGCAUUCAUCGCCUUUACUCGCCCUACAUUCAUGUCUGCAGCUAUAACCUCGACGUCGCAAGAGACGGGCCCUAAUCCCACGCCGUCACGAAACCGAAAACCUAAGGGACAUCCUCGAGGAGAGUUCUCUGCUCCUUCCGCCCCUGCUGGUCCAUCUACUGCUAGGGAGCAGCCGAGGUGGCAGAGAAGGCCUGCUGCAGAGACUGGGGAUAGGUCAAUGCAGAAUGCUGGUCCUGUCCGCGGCGCGGGCGUGGACGCUGUCAAUACCAAUGGUUCAGGAAGUCCCUCACAGUCCAGGUCUGGCAGCCGCCCGCCACGCCGCCGUCAUCGAGCGAAUAAAGAUGCGCAAGGCGGGCAGUCUAAUACAGCUGGGGUAGCAAGGGCACCCAUCUCCUCUUCUGGAGACGCUGGUACCACGUCGGAGAAGCCAUCUGCUGCGACCACGGGGAAGAAGACGAAUCGUCGCGGGGCCAAGUUCAAGGGUUCCCUGUCGGAGACUACGUCUAGCAAUGCAGUCGACGGUAAAUCCGCAACAGACUCCAAACCUUCUGAUAAAUAUCGUGUCGCGGUCCCCAAGGGCGACGACCUCACUUCGAGGCUGAUUUACGAACUCUCCACGCCACCUUUCCCCGACUGUCUCAUCUGCUUCGCUCCCAUGCACCCAGCUCAACCCACCUGGUCGUGCUCACCGUCCAACCCUGUCUCAACGAUCCUCGACGACGAUUCGGAGCACCGACGCGCCGGCGAAACCGCGCAGUGCUGCUGGACGACAUUUCACCUGAAGUGCAUUCGAUCCUGGGCAGCCAAGAGCGUCAAGGACAUCGUCGAGGCAUGGCGGGCUCGAGGAGAGGAGCGAGAAGGUGUAUGGCGGUGCCCUGGGUGUCAGUCAAAGCGGGUUCCGGUACCUAGCAGCUAUUGGUGCUUCUGCGGAUCGACCCCCGAGCCCAAAUCAUCCCGUCUAGCGACCCCGCACUCGUGCGCUAAUCCGUGUUCGCGGCCACGCGUCUGUGGGCACGCCUGUCCCCUAUUCUGCCAUCCCGGCCCUUGUCCUCCCUGCCAAGUAACGACCUCGCUACCCUGUCACUGUGGAAAGGAUACUCUCAUGUUCCGGUGCUCCAGCCUGGCACCUAGCAAGGCGACCAACAGGGCCGCCGCCGAGCUUUCCUGUGGAAAACGAUGCGGGCGCAAGCUCAGGUGUGGUAACCAUGAAUGUGAGGACAUCUGUCACCUAGGACCAUGUGGCCCCUGCAACGUACGCGACCUCGUCAAGUGCUACUGUGGACGCGAAGAGAAGGAGGUACCCUGUGGUGACGGUGAGGAGCAUCAGUGUGCCCUCGAUGAUGGAGGGAAGGAGACUAGAUGGGUCGGUCGUUACCAGUGCAGCCAUCCCUGCGACAGACCGUUCGACUGUGGUAUACACCGCUGCGCUAAGCCAUGCCACUCACCUUCACCGACUCCCGCUUCUUGCCCGCGCUCUCCGUCCGUCGUCGCGCAUUGUCCAUGUGGCAAGCACUCGCUCGACCCGUCCUCGGCGUCACACUUCCCACCGGGAACAAAGUUGCCCCGCACGACGUGUACGGAUCCCAUCCCGACCUGCGAAUCGAUCUGCAUGAAGCUACUCGAAGGGUGCGAUCAUGCCUGUGCGGUACGGUGUCACACUGGCUCUUGCCCGCCGUGUACGAUCAUGAUUGUCCGGCCGUGCCGCUGUGGCUCGACGACACGAGACAUCCCCUGUUUCGAGGCUCGUUCUUCCGAAGAGGGCGGGGAAGAGAUUCUUUGCAGCAAGCCAUGCGGCGCUCUGCGUGCGUGCGGGAGGCAUCAAUGCAACCGCCUGUGUUGCCCGCUGGCCACCGUCGCAAACGCGACGAAAGGGAAAGGGAAGGGAAAGAAGUAUGCCCAGGACUCUCGCAUCCUGGACGAGGCUGGCUGGCACGAGUGCGACCUGCCCUGCGGAAAGUUGCUCGCAUGCGGGAAUCACUAUUGUGAGCUCCGUGAUCACCGCGGCGCUUGUCCCUCUUGUCUGCGGAGCUCGUUUGAAGAGAUGAUUUGCAACUGCGGGCACACCAUUCUCGAGCCUCCCAUCCCGUGCGGGACGCGAAUCAACUGCCACUUCCCAUGUGCUCGUCCACCGCUGCCUUGCGGUCACCCGAAGGCCCAGCAUGCCUGUCACGAAGACCCGAUGCCGUGCCCCCCAUGUCCGUUCCUUGCCAGCAAGCGCUGUGCCUGCGGCAAGAAGACGGUGGAUAACGUCCGCUGCUCGCAGGAGAAGGUGUCGUGUGGAACGCCCUGCGGGAAGCUACUCUCGUGCGGUUUCCAUCACUGCGAGCGACUCUGCCACGGCGAUGAGUGUGGGCCGUGCCAUGCGACAUGCGGAAAGCCGAGGAAGCUCUGUUUGCCUGCGCUGCAUCCUUGCGCUCAUCCAUGCCACGCACCUGCCGCAUGCGACGAGAGCGAACCCUGUCGUGCGAUUAUCCACAUUUCUUGUCCGUGUGGGCGCAUCCGACAGCCGAUCGCUUGUGGGCGGAGCAUGAGCAACACAGCCGGACGAGAGGGCUCGCAGUCGCUGAAGUGCUCGAACGAGUGCAUGGUAGCGAAACGCAAUGCGCGGCUGGCUGAGGCGCUCGGCAUCAAUCCCGACAAGACGGGUCCCGCGAAGGAGGUUGUGUACAGCGACGAGUUGCUCACCAUCGCGCGUCGCGAGCCCAAGUUCUGCCAGAUGGUCGAGAAGAGUUUCGCGGACUUCCUCAGCUCGGAGAAGAAGAGUCAGGUAUUGGCGCACAUGCCGGAGCCGAGGCGUAAGUUCGUGCAAGCGCUGGCGGGCAUAUACCGUUUGGACAGCCAGAUCGUCGACCAAGAACCCAACCGCAGCGUGCAACUCAUCCGGAGGAUCGAUACCCGCACACCAACCCCUCUACUCUCCGUCGCCGCUGCUGCCGCGCCUACGACCAGUAUGCCUACACACAAUCUGGGGAAGCUCACCGACCUGCGCAGUCCUGGGUCGGGACUCCAGCCUCUUAACAGACCGAAAGCGAUCCCUGCGCCUGUGUCGACCCCAGCACCGGUCUGGAGCGCAAGUGCCGGAAGUUCUUCCGUGGGAGGUUGGAGAGCGGUUGUGACUGGUCAGACCCCGCAGUCGCAGCGCCGGCCUGCGAAUGCGUGGGGCUCGCCAACGAGCAGCGCGUCCCGGCCUCCUUCUCGUCCGACGGCCCCUGCGACACCACUCAGAGUGUCGCCAACGCCUGCUGCUUCCUCGACGAGCGUGCAGGCCCCAGCAGAUGUACCUAAUGAUUGGGAGGAUGACGUUUGAGUAAUAGAUGGACUGGACACGUAGAAAUAGAUUGCAUGUAACAACACGCCAAGUAACUUAUCCUUACUAGCCAAUGCGAAACGAAAGCGAAGGUCGAUUUCACAAA